UCACGAAAAGAUAUCUUCUCUUCUUAGAAUUUGUGAUAAAAUCGGUGAAUAGAAGAGCGUUUUAAAGUACUAAUGUGAUGGAAUCUAUAAACCAGUGCCACUGCUGCCUGCAGCGGCCUUCGGCGAAAGAUUUGAGGACACCGUACACUCGUCUCGGCAUAACGGAAAUAUACUCGGUCAUGAUCGAAGAAUGCUUUGUAAUCAAACUGACACCAAGCAACAAUGGCAAGAGUGGUAUCUGCGAGGUGUGUCUGGGGCGGCUGCGGGAGGCGUGCCUCUUCAAGAUGCAGGUGCAGCACUGCCAGGCCGAGCUGCAGGAGAGGCUACAGGGAGGACUGAGGGUCAAAGAUGAGGAAGGCUUAGAUGAACCUGAAGAGGGCCCCUGCAGCGAGCCUUCCGAGCCGUCUCUACGUUCAGACGAGGAGUUCCCGGUCGCGCCGUGUGAAGACGGGCCGCCGGGCGAACAUCUGUUACUGUCUUCAGCCGGCGAGUACGGAGUUAGCUCGGCGCCUCUGUCCCUGCGCUGUAGGCAGCAGCUCGCGCUGGCGUGCUCCGUGAGGCUCGAGCGCCUCCGCCACUCCCCGCGCGCGAGCCAGCAGUGUCCCGUGACCAGUGUGCAGGACGUGACGUCAAACCGCGAGACGAGCCCCGCCAGCAGUGUGCAGGACGUGACGUCACACCGCGAGCCGAGCCCCGCCAGCAGUGUGCAGAACGUGCCCGCUCACACACCCGCCGAGCAACAAGCCCAAACACACGAUACUCGCCCUACACACACCACACACAACUCUAGUUUAAUCACACAUCAACAACACCAUAUCGCACCGCAAAUGAACAAGCAGACCUACUAUUGCGACAUGUGUAGCAAACAAUUUACGACAAAACUUACUUUAAUCCGACAUAUCAGAACACAUACACACCCGGAACAUACCUGCGGAGUUUGUAAUGAAGCAUUUCAAAAUAACUUAUUACUGAAUAAGCAUUUAAGUUUGCACUCAGCAGAGAGACCGUACGUGUGUGGAGAAUGCAACAAGCGAUUUGCAACAAAAAGCAUUUUGUAUAUACAUAGAAGAACCCACACUGGAGUCAAACCAUUCAAAUGUAAAGAAUGUAACAAGCAAUUCAAAGGAAGAGAUGGUUUAAAGUACCACGAAAGAGUCCAUAGUGGCGUGAAACCGUACAAAUGUAAAGAAUGUAACAAGCAAUUCAAAGGAAGCAAUGGUUUAAAGUACCACGAAAGAGUCCAUAGUGGCGUGAAACCAUACAAAUGUAAAGAAUGUAGCAAAGAAUUCACACACAAACAUUCUUUAGUUAUCCAUGAAAGAAUCCAUAGUGGAGUGAAACCAUACAUAUGUAAAGAAUGUGACAAGCAAUUUACAACAAAACAUUACUUAGAGACGCACAAAAGAGUCCAUAGUGGCGUGAAACCAUACAAAUGUAAAGAAUGUAGCAAAGAAUUCACACACAAACAUUCUUUAGUUAUCCAUGAAAGAAUCCAUAGUGGAGUGAAACCAUACAAAUGUAAAGAAUGUGACAAGCAAUUUGCACAAAAAGGUAAUUUAGAGACCCACAAAAGAGUCCAUAGUGGCGUUAAACCGUACAAAUGUAUAGAAUGUAACAAGCAAUUUGCACUACAAGGUAAUUUAGAGACCCACAAAAGAAUCCAUACUGGCUUGAAACCAUACAAAUGUAAAGAAUGUAACAAGCAAUUUACACAAAAAACUAAUUUAAAGAUGCACGAAAGAGUCCAUAGUGGCGUGAAACUAUACAAAUGUAAAGAAUGUGACAAGCAAUUCAAAGAAAGACAUAGUUUAAAGUACCACGAAAGAGUACAUAGUGGCGUGAAACCAUACAAAUGUAAAGAAUGUAGCAAAGAAUUCAAACAAAAUUAUUCUUUAGUUAUCCAUGAAAGAAUCCAUAGUGGAAUGAAACCAUACAAAUGUAAAGACUGUAACAAAGAAUUCACAACAAAACAAUCAUUAGUUACCCAUGAAAGAGUUCAUAGUGGCGUGAAGCCAUACAAAUGUAAAGAAUGUAACAAAGAAUUCGCACAAAAAAUUCAUUUAGUUGCCCAUGAAAGAGUCCAUAGUGUAAUGAAACCAUACAGUUGUAAACAAUGUGACAAGGAAUUCACACUAAAACAUCAUUUAGCUGUCCACAAAAGAGUCCAUAGUGACGUGAAACCAUACAAAUGUAAUGAACGUAACCAGCAAUUAAGUCAAGAAGAUAGUUUAGAGACACAUAAAACGAGUCACAUCGGAGAGAAGCCGUAUAGAUGUGAAGAAUGUAACAACCACUUUACAUUAAAAUCUGAAUUAGAGAGACAUAAAAAAAUACACACCGAUGAACAAUCAUACGAAUGCGAAAUAUGUGAAACACUUUUUUUCGAUGAAACAAGUUUAAUGAAACAUAUUGAAACACAUAUAUCCAGGAUACCAUAACUUUGUUGUUUUGUAAAAUGGUUCAUAACAGCUCAUAGUGUUUUAUUCGGGUUCAGUCAAUAGAAUUUCACUCUACUGCUAUUCACUUCACCAUAUUACUGGGUACAUUUUCACAGACAAAAUAUCGUAUAGUGGACCCAGAGAAACUAUGCUAACGUCUAUUUUUCAAUUGCACAUGUGAAUACAGAUGGCAAGUUACGGAAAGUUUCCAAAAAGUUCGAAAAGUUCUCGGAAAUUUCACAGGAAACAAAAAAACGUUACAUUUGUUCUUUGAAAUACAAUUUUAAUUGAAGUGUUGUCAUCAAAUACAGAAAGGACACUUCCUACAAAUCCGAAGUUUGACAGCGAUUCAAGGACGAAUCAUGCUAUCCCUUUCUAAUGUAUGGCACUAUCCAUUUCGGCUAUUAGGGUUAUCCAAUUUCAAGUAAUUAUGUUAUCUGUGGUUGUACACGCAAGGGAACGUCAACUUGUGUCGCCCUAGGUAGGUACUUCUUUUUUACAUAGCACUGCUAAGGGUAUCGAAGUAUUUUUCGGUGGGCCUUAUAUUAUAGUAGUAGUAGUAGUAGUAGUAAAAUACUUUAUUGUACAAAAAGAAACAUAAAACAUGAAAGAACACACAUCAUUAGUACAAAGGCGAACUUAUCCCUUUCAGGGAUCUCUUCCAGUUAACCCUUGAGCAGUUGAGGGAAAAUUGGAGAACGGUAGACAUAAAAGCUGUACUAAACGGCAUAAA
This is a messenger RNA of Cydia fagiglandana, 3171 nucleotides long. RefSeq names its product zinc finger protein 260-like. Bases 78 to 2438 code for a protein of 786 amino acids. Gene Ontology annotation, biological process: regulation of DNA-templated transcription. Gene Ontology annotation, molecular function: DNA-binding transcription factor activity, RNA polymerase II-specific; zinc ion binding; RNA polymerase II cis-regulatory region sequence-specific DNA binding. Gene Ontology annotation, cellular component: nucleus. The record is from RefSeq and is a predicted model, not a curated record. Lineage: Eukaryota; Metazoa; Arthropoda; Insecta; Lepidoptera; Tortricidae. The transcript has 6 exons.